Molecule: messenger RNA, 1189 nt
Organism: Girardinichthys multiradiatus
Lineage: Eukaryota; Metazoa; Chordata; Actinopteri; Cyprinodontiformes; Goodeidae
Product: Golgi SNAP receptor complex member 2-like
Exons: 6
Coding region: 153-791 (212 amino acids)
Biological process (GO): vesicle fusion; intra-Golgi vesicle-mediated transport
Cellular component (GO): late endosome membrane; Golgi apparatus; SNARE complex
Molecular function (GO): SNARE binding; SNAP receptor activity
Source: RefSeq, a predicted model, not a curated record
CUCAAUUCCGUACACAAAAGCUCGGCUGAUGACGUGUACAUCCUGCUCUGUCGUUAGCUGGCUAGCUUAGCCACCUGUCAGAGUAAAGGGGGUAAAAUAAAGAGAAUAGAAAGGAAAAGGGGUACGAAAAGAGUUUCAGCGAAUCCAUAAAGAUGGAGACGCUUUACCACCAGACCAACAAGCAAAUCCAGGAGGUGCAAUCUCAGAUGGGAAACCUGGAAAGGACAGACCGCGAAUCAGUUCACUUGUUAGAGAAUGAACUACAGGCUAGAAUCGACCAGAUCUUCAAUCAUCUGGAACGUCUCGAGAUCCUGGCCAGUAAAGAACCACCAAACCGCCGUCAGAACGCCAAACUACGAGUGGAUCAGCUGAAGUACGAUGUUCAGCACCUGCGGACAGCUCUCCAAAACCUCCAGCACAGACGCUGCACAAGAGAAGCCCAGGAAAGAGAGAGGGAGGAACUCCUCAGCCGCACCUUCACUACAAAUGAUGCAGAUACCUCCAUCCACAUAGAUGAGGCCAUGCAGUUAAACACCAGUCUGCACAACGCACACCAAGGCAUGGAUAAUCUCCUGGGCAGCGGUAGUAGCAUCCUCAACGGUCUCAGAGAUCAAAGAUCAACUCUCAAGGGGACGCACAGGAAGAUGCUGGACGUGGCCAACAUGUUGGGCCUCUCUAACACAGUAAUGAGACUAAUAGAAAGACGAGCCACCCAGGAUAAGUUCAUCAUGGUUGGAGGCAUGUUGUUGACCUGCAUCUUCAUGUUCCUCGUCAUCAGAUACCUGGGCUGACCACCAUCCACCUUCUACAGUUGAUCAGUUGUGGACAUUUAAAGGAAUGCAUCAUCCCACAGAAUAUGACAUUUAAAAUUUAAUGUGAUUUUUUUUUUUUUUUUUUUAUAUAAAAUUUGCCAUUAUUUUUUGUUUACUUUCAAUAGACCCACACCACGUUAUUUUGGAAACAUGCUAAACAGUUAGGCUGAAGAAGUUCCUAUUUGCAGACAGUAUUUCAUAGAAUCUGAAACGUUUGUCGAUCAGUUCACUGCUUUUCAUAGACUUACAGCCGAACAUGGACUCUACUCCAGACCUUUGUACAAACAGCUCGUGCUUUAUUUUCCAUGAAGAAUUUCCAUUAAUGUAUGAUUGAAAAACACAAAUCCAAGUGUAUAAAAACAUAUAGUACUGUUUCA